This is a messenger RNA of Diatraea saccharalis (sugarcane borer), 849 nucleotides long. Lineage: Eukaryota; Metazoa; Arthropoda; Insecta; Lepidoptera; Crambidae. The record is from the annotation of a GenBank genome assembly.
AAUUGAAUAUUUAAAAUAGGUGUUGAGGUUUUAUUAAACGUGAUUGAAUAGAUCAAUAGGUGAUUUGUUAAAUUAUUUACAGGUUUUUAAAUCAAAGGAGCUUUGUUUUAAUUGGUGUAAUAAUAAUUGCAGUCGAGUGCAUUUUUAUACCGAUAGAAAAAUGUCUAAAUCAGUGGCUCGAUUAAAAUCUAUGAAAAAAGUGGCUGAUAAAAUAGACCAUUCUUCAAAGUUAAGAACGAAUAUUCCAGCUGGCAUGGCUGCCGCUGGACCUCCUCUCGGACCUAUGCUAGGCCAGCGUAACAUCAAUAUUGCAGCAUUUUGUAAAGAUUUCAAUGAACGUACAGCCAAUAUUAAACCAGGUAUACCAUUACCAACAAGAGUAAAAGUAAAUUCUGAUCGUUCAUAUCAACUUGUUAUCCACCAACCACCAGCAUCUUAUUUUUUAAUGCAGGCAGCAGGUGUUAAUAGAGGCUCCAUGUAUCCUGUAAAGGAGAUAUGUGGUAAAAUAACACUGAAGCAUUUGUAUGAAAUAGCCAAAAUAAAGUCCCAGGAUCCCACUCUUGAAUGGAAGUCUUUGCAAGAAAUAUGUAAUAUGUUAUUAGCAACUGCAAGAACAUGCGGAAUACAAGUAGUUAGGCAAUUAGAUGCUAAGGAAUAUGGCGAGUUUUUGGAAGAAAGAAAGAAUAUUGUAGAAGAACAAAAGAAAAUGUUGCAAGAAAGACGAGAAGCGAAAAUGCUGAGAACUGCCUAGUGUUCGUUAUUUUUAGUAGUUAUGCAUAUAGAACUAGGAAUAGUAUAUUGUUCAAUAAAAUAAAACUUUAAUUUUUUAAUUUUAUUUAAAAAUAAAUC